AUGUCAGAACUUCAGCCAGUAGAGCAGAAAACCACGGAGGCAGAAGAAAACCAGUUAAAUGAACCCGACAGUAACAUCGUGUCACAAGAGAUUAUAAAAAAAGAAGGGCCCCAAAAUGAGGUAUCUCUGAUCAUAAAGAGGUCGCAGAUUGUAGCGUUGAACAAGGAGAAUUUAGCAAAAGCACAACAUGUGAAAGUGUACGAACAGCUCAUUGAGAAGGAGAACCAGUGCUUUGAUGAGUUCCUCGGGAGGAGUAGGAAGAAAUCUGUGGAGGCAAAAAGGCGUUUUGAAGAAGAGUGCAAGCGCAAACGGGAGAUGAAUGCUGCCAUUGAGAAGUUAAAUGAUGAAAUAUGGGUAGUAAGCAGUGAAUGCACCAGGACUCAUGACACACUGAAUAAAUAUGAGAGGUACAAGAACCUUCUGUUCAAGCUGUCUCCUGAGGAGUGGCAGGAGGAUGAAGUCCUGUCUGAUGCUGCCGAUGAGCAGAACAAGGAGUCACAGUCAGCAGGUGGGCAGGGUUUGGAGUUUGAAGAGUCCAGUCCAGGUUCCACCAGAGAGCCCCAGAUGUCAUCAGCACACAGUGACACAGUUGCUCACAGCGUGGUGUCAUCUCCGGUCCCGCAGGAGAAUCUGCACCUGUUCUUCUCUGAUACGCAGCAGCUUCUAGAUCUGGUGAUGGAUCUGACAGACCAGAACCUGUCCCUCAUUCAGAACUCCACCAGAGGGGAUGAGACACGGGAGGAGCUCCUGCAGACCAUUGAGACCACCAGAGUGAAAAUGAAAGAGGAUGAAGAGAAGCUAACUUUACAGAUCACUGAUAUGAAGGAGAGAAUUGACACUGAGAAGGAGAGAUCUGCCAAACUGGAACUGAAGGUUCAGCUCCAUGUCUCAUUAAAAGCUGAGGACAAGGAUGUUAUGUUGGAUGAUCUGGGUGAUAAAGUGACAGAAGUGCAUUGUCGCGUUUUGGAUAGCCGGAUGAGCAGCCUCAGCACGUUGGAGAAGCUGUCCAGCAUUGAGUACCGUAUGUCUGUUCUGCUGCAGAACAUUGAGAGCAUUCCUGAAGAAAGCUUGGAGGCUUUUAGGCAGCUCAAGGACAGCGAGAGGAGGACCAGGCAGCAAGAAGAAAAGCUGAGGUUGGAGAAGGAGAAACAGAGGGAACGGAUGAAGAAGUGCAUGGAAAGAUCCAUGGGUGACGCCAAGAAAAUAAGAGGAAGAAAGCUCCUGCCCAGAUGCAUCCCUGUUGAGCAGAAGAUCAAAGUCAGCGUUGAGGACAAUGUCCCUGCCGAGGACGAGCUCCACACUUACCUCUUCACCACUGACAACACACAGUAA
Molecule: messenger RNA, 1332 nt
Organism: Scomber japonicus (chub mackerel)
Lineage: Eukaryota; Metazoa; Chordata; Actinopteri; Scombriformes; Scombridae
Product: cilia- and flagella-associated protein 100-like
Exons: 11
Coding region: 1-1332 (443 amino acids)
Source: RefSeq, a predicted model, not a curated record